CUCCGGCCACACCCCCUCGAGGACGCCGUUGGUACGCGCCGGGAUCCCCCCGUGCUCGCCGCAGUGGUUUGGCCGCGGCGACCCCUCCGGCGGCGCGUCCCCCGCGCUUGGUACGGCUCAGCCCGUCUCCCCGAAGCCGCGAGCCCGCGCCCCUCAGUCGGUGCAGCCUGCAAUCCCCCGUGUGGCCAGUGGCUGCCACCCAGCCCCCUCGGCCCACGAACGCUAUGGUCCGUCCGCGCCGUGCCCCGCAUCGCUCCGGCGCUGCGGGUCCUUUCGGGGGUCGCGGCCGUCCCCCACGGCCCCUCGUCGUGCGUGCGGUCCGCUCCCGUUCCUGGCCAGCCAGCCCUCGAGGCCCGCAGCCGCCGCGGAUCCGGGCCCGCUCGGCCCCUCCCAUGGAAGGCGCUCGUGUCUUCGGGGCCCUGGGUCCCAUCGGGCCGUCGUCACCCGGGCUGGCCCUCGGGGGUCUUGCUGUGAACGAGCACCGGCUCAGCAACAAGCUGCUGGCCUGGAGCGGUGUCCUGGAGUGGCAAGAGAAGCGCAGGCCGUACUCUGACUCGACCGCGAAGCUGAAGCGGGCUCUGCCGUGCCAGGCCUACGUGAACCAGGGCGAGAACCUGGAGACGGACCAGUGGCCGCAGAAACUGAUCAUGCAGCUCAUCCCGCAGCAACUGCUGACCACGCUGGGCCCCCUGUUCCGCAACUCCCAGCUGGCACAGUUCCACUUCACCAACAGAGACUGCGACUCGCUCAAGGGCCUCUGCCGCAUCAUGGGCAACGGCUUCGCGGGCUGCAUGCUCUUCCCCCACAUCUCCCCCUGCGAGGUGCGCGUGCUCAUGCUCCUGUACUCGUCCAAGAAAAAGAUCUUCAUGGGUCUCAUCCCCUAUGACCAGAGUGGCUUCGUCAAUGCCAUACGGCAGGUCAUCACCACCCGCAAACAGGCAGUGGGACCCGGUGGUGUCCACUCGGGCCCUGUCCAGAUUGUCAACAAUAAGUUCCUGGCAUGGAGCGGGGUGAUGGAGUGGCAGGAGCCCAGGCCUGAGCCCAACAGCCGGUCCAAGAGGUGGCUCCCAUCCCACGUCUACGUGAACCAGGGGGAGAUCCUGAGAACCGAGCAGUGGCCGAGAAGGCUGGUCAUGCAGCUCAUGCCGCAGCAGCUGCUGACCACGCUGGUGCCGCUGUUCCGGAACUCGCGCCUGGUGCAGUUCCACUUCACCAAGGACCUGGAGACGCUCAAGAGUCUCUGCCGGAUCAUGGACAACGGCUUUGCCGGCUGCGUGCACUUCUCCUACAAGGCCUCGUGCGAGGUGCGCGUGCUCAUGCUGCUCUACUCAUCGGAGAAGAAGAUCUUCAUCGGUCUCAUCCCGCACGACCAGAGCAACUUCGUCAACGGCGUCCGGCGGGUCAUCGCCAACCAGCAGCAGGUCCUGCAGCGGAACCUGGAGCAGGAGCAGCAGCAGCGAGGGAUGGGGGGGUAGUGGCCCCCGGCUGGGUCCCACAGGAGUCCCAGGCGAGGCCCGGCAGAGACUGGUCACAUGCUUCUGAGCAGGGGCCCCUGGGGACUGCAACUGCCCAGCAACAUGGAGGACAGCGUCCUGAGGUUUCCAAGGACAGUCCCCACCCUGUAUGUUUCCCCAAUAAAGUCUUUUAA
Messenger RNA from Castor canadensis (American beaver), 1648 nucleotides. It is a transcript of the gene Ptov1, whose product is annotated as PTOV1 extended AT-hook containing adaptor protein. Gene Ontology annotation, biological process: positive regulation of transcription by RNA polymerase II. Gene Ontology annotation, cellular component: transcription regulator complex. NCBI's taxonomy places the organism in Eukaryota, Metazoa, Chordata, Mammalia, Rodentia, Castoridae. The record is from RefSeq and is a predicted model, not a curated record.